Diachasmimorpha longicaudata is the source of this 2640-nucleotide messenger RNA. RefSeq names its product sialin-like. Gene Ontology annotation, molecular function: transmembrane transporter activity. Gene Ontology annotation, biological process: monoatomic anion transport; transmembrane transport. NCBI's taxonomy places the organism in Eukaryota, Metazoa, Arthropoda, Insecta, Hymenoptera, Braconidae. Gene Ontology annotation, cellular component: membrane. The transcript has 8 exons. Bases 350 to 1864 code for a protein of 504 amino acids. The record is from RefSeq and is a predicted model, not a curated record.
ACGCGCAAGAACAAUAAAUCAUCACGUCGUAGAACUCGUUUACAUACCCCUGCAUAAAGUACACAUUUUCAAUGAUUCAAUAUGACAUCUAGUACAGAGGAGUCAGUCGUAUCUGGGGGUAUCAUCAAGUGAGAACUCUCCGCGCGACCGCAUUGUUUGGCGCUCCAAAAUUCUAUCGGGUCAUCCAAUAUCUCUCCGAAUUUUUAGAUAUAUUCAAUUACAUAUAUUCUAAGUGAUAGCGUUAUCUGUAAUUCAGCUUGAAUUUAUUGAUAUCGAAUUUGUCGGAUUAUUGAGCUGUGAUGAUUGAGGAUUAAAAGUUCAACGAAAUCUGGUGGAUAAAACGAGCAAAAUGGGAAAAGAGAUCUUCACGUGUCGAGAUGUCCUGUGGAUCCUCGUAUUUUGCGGCUUCGCUAUAAACUACAUGCUCAGGAUAAAUCUCAACCUGGCGAUAGUAGCCAUGGUCGUUCCAGGAUCAAAAGGGCCGGCGAUAGCCGAAUGUUCACUGCAGAAAAUCACCUGGAACAUCCCUACCAAUAAAUCUCUUUACAUGUUGACGAAUCCUACAGUCGCUCAGAAGCCCCAGGCAGAUUCUCUGUUCCACUGGAGUGAAUACGAUCAGGGAUUAGCUUUAGGAGCUUAUUACUGGUUUCACUGGUUGACCCAAUUACCUGGUGGUCUACUAGCCCGAAGAUAUGGCACCAAAAUGGUCUUUGGAAUUGGAAAUCUGGCAACUGCAGUUCUUGGUUUACUCAUUCCAUUAGCAACUGAGUAUCAUCUCUAUGGACUGGUGACUAUCCGUGUUCUGCAGGGGUUGAUUUCGGGUGUCAUCUGGCCUUCCAUGCACGACAUGACCGCCAAAUGGAUUCCUCCGAUGGAGCGGAGCAAGUUUGUUAGCGCUUAUUUAGGCAGUUCCGUGGGCGCUGCCAUUACCUACCCCCUCUGUGCGUUUAUCAUCGACUGGAUGAAUUGGAGAGCUGCUUUUUACAUUACUUCUAUCAUCGGUAUAAUCUGGUAUUGCUUCUGGUCCUUUCUAGUCUACAAUACACCAAAGGAGCACCCGAGAAUCAGUCCAGAAGAGUGCACCCACAUCGUGGAGAGCCUCGGAGACACCUUAUCCAGUUCUCACACAUUAUCCAAAGUUCCCUGGAGACAAUUACUCCUCUCCGGUCCCGUCUGGAUCACAAUUGUUGCCCAUUGGGGUGGAGUCUGGGGGUUCCUCACCUUCAUGACUCAAGCACCAUCCUACUUCAACUUCGUCCACGGAUGGAACAUAAAUGCUACUGGCCUUCUAUCCGGACUUCCUCAUGUACUUCGCAUGAUUUUCUCCUACCUGUACUCAAUCCUGAGUGAUUGGCUGUUGCGGACCAAGAAAAUGUCCCAUCAAAACGUCCGAAAACUUGCUAAUCUUGUGACAACCGGGGGCGGAGCAAUUUUCACCCUGGGAUUGAGUUUUAGUGGAUGUCAACCAAUCCUCGCAAUUAUUUUCAUGAUGGCGGGAACGGCGAUCAAUGGCGCAGUGUCGGCAGGGACGUUGGCCGUCUUCGUCGAUCUCAGCCCUAAUUUCGCGAGUGUUUUGCUGGGUUUUUGUGGAUUAGUCACCACUGGCGCCGGUUUCAUAUCUCCUCUGAUCGUCGGAAUUCUCACUAAUCACCGACAAACGAUAGAGCAGUGGCGUGUGGUGUUUAUGAUAGCCGCGGCAAAUCUCACAAUCAGCGCCAUUGCUUAUCAAUUCUGGGGAACUGCUGAGGUGCAACCGUGGAAUGAGUGCAAUGAACCCGCGGAAGGAAUUUCCCCCAAUGAAUUGACCAGCUUGAAACCAAAGAAAAAGAAUGAAUCCAAUGAGACUGAUAAAGAAGCUGUAUGACAACUUAGAUUAAUUAAAGAAAUUAGGCCCUGACGGUUUCAGCCCAGGAGAAAUUAUCAAGUAAACAUCAACGUAACCCUUCUAUUUAAUCCAAACAUUCCAUAACACUAGGAAAUUAAAUUCUUUGUGGAACCUUCCCUUAAAACUGCUGCAUAGUAAAUAAAUCAUUUUCCACAUGUCUUCAACAAUAAUGUAUCAAGUACAGCUGUACUUCUUUAUUGAACAAUAAUCAGUGGUCCAUAAUUAUUAGUCAACAAGGAAUAGUUAAUAAAUCUAGGCCAUAUUCUUCCUCAUCAGUGUCAAAUAGGAAAACGCAGUUGUGACGACCUGUCGAUGUGGAAAAUUAUUUUUAAAAAAUUCAAUAUUUUAUUGUUGUACCGCUGUUGAAGAUUUUCCACUAAAAUUUUGAAUGCAAAAUUUUUGCAAUAUUUAGAUACAUUUAUGAAGUUUAAAUGGAUUAUAAAAAUACGUUCAUAAAACUUUUUUGAUGUUAUUUUUAGAGACACGUUAAUGAUAAAUGAGGAGUAAUUUUUUUAGUGAAAUAAAAAUCUGACUAAAAGUUGAUUAGUUUCAUGAACAAUCAGUAGAAUGUGGGGGAACUAGUCUUAGAGAGUUCCAUGGAAUCUUGCAACAUUGGUAGACGUAACAAAGUUGGAGAAAAAUUACCGAAAGAGUUAAUCGAUCGUGGACAGUGGAUAAAAUUGGCAGAUAAAAAUUGUUAUUGAAUUACGCAUACGGGUGAGCCAUGAAUUAAUAAAACAAGAUUCUCCGCAAAA